Messenger RNA from Entrophospora candida, 129 nucleotides. The record is from the annotation of a GenBank genome assembly. Lineage: Eukaryota; Fungi; Glomeromycota; Glomeromycetes; Entrophosporales; Entrophosporaceae.
AUGGAUACUGCAAUGACAAUGAUCCGAGACACUAGAGGAUUUACAAAAGUCUGGGAUCAUGAUCAUAUCUCUGGAAAAUACCAAGGAGCAGCACAUUUUGGAUGUAAUCUUAAACUAAAAAUAGAUCCA